AUGCCCCCGAAAAACCGGUACCUUGUCGCGCUGUGCGUGUACGGGCGGCUGUCCAAUCAGGAGCAGUGCUUGCGGAACUACUUAAUCGUCGCCGCGCUUCUACAGCGAACGCUAGUUAUUCCUACCGAGAGCUGCGGCGUGGCCUUCAGAGCAUACUGUUGGCGAUGGGACAAUAUCGUGGAUGUGCCUAGAAUGAGAGCGUGCCUCGCGCCGGCGUAUGGUACUAACGAGACUGUUCUUACGGUGGAUGAGUACGUGGCGAGGGAGGGUCGUGACGUCAAGGACCACUAUUCGCACAUCACUCUGCCCGAUAAGCUCGAGUACCCCACCAUACCCUCCAAAGACGUCAACGACUUUCUGCACGCCUACGCCCCCUACAACGACGCGCCUGUCAUCAGCCUCGGGAAUGCCUAUGGCAUGUCUCUGAUCCACCUCCAUUUCUUCUUUUGGUCCGCGGUUCCCCCCUUUAAAAGCACCUGCGCGGAUAUCUGGCUGCCUCCCCCCGUUAUAGACAACUUUGUUAACGGUUUCAUCGACACGUUUCUGGGAUCGGAUUAUGCAGCGGUGCACCUUAGGCGGAGCGAUUUCGCCCUGCAUUACCUAAAGGGGAACAGUGUGGAGAAUACACAUGCUGCCUACCUUCCCAUAGUCACGGUUGCACAAUUUAUUGUUGGGAGGUUGAAAGAUACGGGCGCAUCUGUGGUGUACCUUGCAACUGAUGCAAGCCCGUCUGAGAUUGAACUGCUGGAGAGGCUGCUUCUUGGUUCGGGCAGCACUACGCCCCUUGUGGUGGUGCGCCUGCUGGAAUUCGCCAAGGGGUCGCAGGAGUAUUCUCAGUUCCCCUGGGUGAAGGAAUUCCAAGACUUGGAUUCAGAGGAAGAUGGCAAUCUCAGAGCGCUUGCAGAGAAGCACAUAUGCGCUAAUGCGCGCUUCAUUAUAGGCACGCUGAAGUCAACUUUCACGAUGGAUAUUCUUCGGUUGAGAGUGCUGCAUGGGAGGAUGAACGAAGUGGAUGCGUUUCUGGAUAAUGAGGUACCGGUGUGA
This is a messenger RNA of Closterium sp. Naga37s-1, 1044 nucleotides long. The record is from the annotation of a GenBank genome assembly. NCBI's taxonomy places the organism in Eukaryota, Viridiplantae, Streptophyta, Zygnematophyceae, Desmidiales, Closteriaceae.